AUCUGAAACUGACUUCAGCCUCGCUCCAACCCAGUCUUAUGUCAUCCACUACAGUUUAGCGGUGACCCGGUUCAGCUGAGGGCGGAAACACACAGGAGUGGGACGGGACCGCUAAGUUAGCAGGCUAAGCUAACGCGUCAAAGAUCUGUUGGCAACAACUCGACACGAUGCUCACCCGCAUGUUAUUCAACCUCCUCAACAACCUCCAUGUCGUCGAGAAGUUGGCAGAGUCUCGUCCGAUUCGCAGGGCGGCCCAGAUCACAGCCUACGCCAUCACCAAGGCUCAGAUAGCCGGCCGGGACGCCUCGGAGCGGGUCAUGCGGUCACAGACGCUGCGGCAGGUCCGGGAUGAGGCCGGCAGAGUCCCCGGUGACCUGGGAGAAGUGGGCAGCCGCAUCCGGAAGGUCGGAGAGACAUUUGUGAAUGAAGUGAAGGAGGGAUGGAAGGACGGCUCCAGACAGAUCAAGAAAUAAAGAGGACAGACCGGCUGGAAAGAGACUGAGAGGCCACCAGUAACUUGUGUGACCCAGUUAUUGAUGAGAUGACAACAUCUGGUGUGUCUCAAAAUGACCGGAGGACGAAAAACGGAUGUACAAACAAUCUGCCUCAGUAAUGCAUGACUACAACUGCAACCAUCAGGAAGUUUAUGUUGGACAUUGAUCAGUCAGAAAUUGAGGUUGUUAAUAGUUGUUAAAGUGUAGAGGUCAACUCUGACCUGAAAUCUAAGGCCAGAUAUACUUAGUAAAUCAUUUAAAUUCACCAUAUUCACAUUUCCAAGAAUACAUGAAAAUGUAAAGUUUCCAUCUUUCAGAAAAUCUGUGGAAACGCAGGAACUGUCUUGGAGACUUUAGUCAAAGUUUGUAUAAGUGUGGAAAUUUUAAGUGCACUUUCCUAAAGUAAGCUGAAAAUUACCUGAUUUCAAUAAGGACAGACUCCUGGCACUGAUGUUUAUCAAUGGCCUCUUCACAUUAAUCUCUGAUACAAAACCAGAAACUGGUAGUUCAACAAAUGAUUUCAUUUUCCUUCCACCCAUGGCACAAAUCCUGCUGAAAAGCUUCCACGGAUCUGUACAUGAAGUUGUCUUGGUAAAUAUUUUUAUUGGUCCAAAAUGUAUAGAGAAAGAUGUUAUGAUGAAAUGUAUAGACAAUGAAUUCACUGUUUUUCUGACUGUAUAAAUAAAGAUAAUUUAUAACAGCACUUCGACUGCCAGAUGAUAUUAGUUGCCGAUGAUGUACUCUCAGGACAUAAAGCUUUAAGUGUAAAGAUAAAAAAUACAUAAAUAAAAAUUUCCACAUUUUAGAGUCCCUGCAAAUCUUUAAAAAGUCUUCAAAGGAAUUGAAU
Molecule: messenger RNA, 1341 nt
Organism: Plectropomus leopardus (leopard coralgrouper)
Lineage: Eukaryota; Metazoa; Chordata; Actinopteri; Perciformes; Serranidae
Gene: ncbp2as2
Product: NCBP2 antisense 2 (head to head)
Source: RefSeq, a predicted model, not a curated record